CCAGCCGCUACCCCGGCAGCCCGGCAGCCCGACAGCCGCCCCGCCGCCCCGCGACACAGCACAGCCUGGGACCGAGCCCAGCCCGCGGACACAGGGCCAAGUCCGCGCCGAGCCCACCGAGUGCAGCAGUGCAGUGAGAGGGCGCAUCGGUCGGCGCGGAGUGAAGGUGCUGCAGGAGCCACGCGCCGCCACGCCAACCAGCAGCGCACCCAGCAGCGCAGCGCCCAGCGGGGGCCGACGAGCACCAUGAGGACCGCGACGUCGCUCGUGCUCUUGGGGAUGCUGUGGGCGGUGACCGUCAACGCGGCCGCAGCAAAACGAGGUGAGCGAGACAGUGAAGACUUCUUUUUUCGACAGCUUAGGUCUCCAUUCGAGAGAAAACUAAAGGGAACGAGAAGGGGCUGCUCGGCGUACGGCCACUCCUGCUUCGGCGGCUACGGCAAGCGCGGCGGCGGCGCGCUGGUGGCGCCUCUGCCGCUGGCCAUGCCGCGCGACCAGCGGGGCCAGGCGGAGGGCCAGGCGGACCGCGACGCCGACGCGGGGAUGCAGGCCGGGAUGCAGGCGGAGGCGGAGGACAAGGCCACCGUGCCCGCCGUGGAGCUGGACGGCGCGCGCGGCGUGCCCUUGGGGUUGGGCGUGCCUCUGGGCGCGCCCGGCCUGCACGCCGGCGACGCCAACGACGCCACCCUCAUCAUCCUCCGGCAGACUCCAGUUAGCUCCCGCGCGCCCCUCUGGGGCAGGUCGCUGGCGCCACCCGCGAGGAUGCUGCGCGGCGACGGCGGCGACCUGGACAGGGCGGACAGCGACGAGGAGGCCGACCCGUACAACGCCGUGGCCAACCGCCUGUUCCUGCGCCGCUGGUUGAGGACCUACCGUCGACCUGCUGAGCGCAGCCCGCACUAAGCGAUGUCCGAGACGAGCCCCCUCCCAGCCUCCCUCCGCGCUGCCCUGCCGUUGGCUGCCGUCCGCAACGGCAACGCUUGGAGCUUGCUGCUGGACCACCCCGUCGAGAAGGCGCACGGGGGCAUCAACACCAGUCUACCAGUCUGCUGCAGGGCCGCGCGGGCUCCGACACCACGGGUCGGCGCGCACCGCUCCACGCUUCUGUCCCUACGCAUGCCUCCAUCCCGGCACACCCUGGGACUUCCCCGAACACCGACUCAGUUUAACCGCGCUCCCCUGCCCCUGUAUCUCCAGCAGCGCUUGGGCAUCGUGGGUCCCCCGCAGCACUUGGGCCUGCAGUGCCUCUAGGGCCACUAGGGCCACCAGGGCGCGCGGCCAUGGCCGCAGCGCCGUGCCGUGGCCUCUGCGGUGGACCCACUGGCUGGAGUCCGAAGCGCUCAACGAGUGGGCAGGCGCGCCACGGUCCCCACGACGUCAGUGAGGGUGGCCAUCGUUGCGGAUCGUCAAAACACACCCCAAAUUUAUGCUGAUCUCACAAAAACUUCUGUUAAUCUCAACUACAUACGCUUGUGGAUGGAGAAAAGAGCGGACGGGGAGGGGGGGGGGGAGGAGGAGGGGUAAUUUACUGACGGCCAUACUGACCACCUGCGUUAAUAGGCAUGAGCAAAUUAUCACUCAAAUCCAUACCCAGGAACGAAAAUUUGUUAUUUUGGGACUUUAGAUUGUAACACAGUGACUGCUAGGUUGCAAUAUGGAGAGCCAAACAAAUGAAUGGAGGCACAGUCUCUCCAUAGAGGGGUAGCAAUGCAUCUGCUCCUACCAAUGGCCUCUCCAUACUGCUAUGGUGGAUGAGGGGUUGACCGGCCACCUUCACUGACGUCACCAAUGCAUAUCGAGUGUUAUUAUUAUUCUGGUGUUUUUGUUUCAAGUAGUGUUCUAAAAUAUGAUAAUGUCAUCUUUUUUGUCGUCCAUUGAAUUGUUAAAGAAUAAACAUGUGAACACAUGGCCUCAGCUUUAUGUAGUCUACUUCUAUUUUAGUGAAUUUGAGAUGAAAUAGUCCUUCACUAGCAAUGAUAGUUUUGUCAAUUAUAAGUCAUAGACGAUUAUUCAUUACUACUCCACUUCCUUAUCACUAAAUUUCAGACGUUGAAACACAGCAUCUGAUGAAUAUUGUAUUAAUUUAACCUCCUCUCAUCUUUUACUCCGUUUUAAUUUUCUAAAAUAGAAAAAAAUGUAGAGAAUGGUUCUCAGGUUAGAAGACUGGUUUGAAAAAUAAACAUGAGUCAUGCAAAA
This is a messenger RNA of Thrips palmi, 2196 nucleotides long. RefSeq lists its product as uncharacterized. Bases 247 to 903 code for a protein of 218 amino acids. The record is from RefSeq and is a predicted model, not a curated record. NCBI's taxonomy places the organism in Eukaryota, Metazoa, Arthropoda, Insecta, Thysanoptera, Thripidae. The transcript has 6 exons.